CUUUUGACAGCAAUUUAUCAUUUGAGCGCGGUGCGUGGGUGACUCAUCUGACAACGAAGCAGCUGAAGGAAGAAGAAUUGGAGCUUUCGGUUUGUUUUUUUGAUGACGAUGACGAUGAUGAGGGGUUGGAGAAGCUCUUCUCUCUCUUCUUUUUCUUCGGCUUUUGAUCAUCUUCGACAAUUGGGAUUGGGUAACCCUAGAUCUGCCACUUCUCUCUUUUAUUCCCAAAUCUCUUAUUUCUCCACUACCCAUUGCAAGAAGAAACCCAAGUAUGUGUUUGAUCAAAUUGAUGGUGCCUUAAACAAGUUUGAUCAGAUGCUACAUAUGCAUCCACGUCCUUCUAUUGUGGAAUUUAAUCAAUUAUUAGGGGCCAUUGUUAGAAUGAAGUAUUAUGAAACUGCGGUUACUCUGUUGAGAAAAAUGGAAUUACUAGGAAUUAAUCCUGAUGUUUAUACUCUCAGCAUUUUGGUAAAUUCUUUUUGCCGCUUGCAUCGUGUGGAUUUUGGGUUUUCGGUUUUGGGGAAGAUGUUGAAGUUGGGCAUUGAAUCAAAUACUAUAACACUCUCCACUUUGAUCAAUGGACUUUGCAUUGGAGGUAAAGUAGCUCAAGCUGUGAGGUUGUUUGAUGACAUGGUUCGAGAAGGGUAUCAGCCUGAUUUCAUCACUUAUAAUAUCAUAUUAAAUGGUCUUUGUAAAAUAGGUGACACUACUCGGGCUAUUCUAUUGCUAAGGACUAUGGAAGAAAUAGGUUUUGCUCCUGACAUUGCAACAUACAGCACUGUCAUCGGCAGCCUUUGUAAGGACAAGCAUGUUACCGAGGCUUUGAAGCUUUUCUCAGAAAUGAGAGGUAAAGGCAUUCCACCUAAUGUUGUCACUUAUAGUUCCUUAAUUCAUGCUAUGUGUAACUCAUGUCAGUGGAAGGAGGUUACAAGAUUAUUGAAUGAAAUGAUGGCAAACAACUGCAAACCUGAUGUCAUCACAUAUAAUAUUGUGGUUGAUGCCCUUUGUAAAGAGGGUAGGGUUUUAGAGGCUCAAAAUAUUUUUGAAAGAAUGAUUCAACAAGGAGUUGAGCCUGAUAUAGUUACUUAUAAUUCAUUGCUUGAUGGAUACUGUUUGCAAGGUGAAAUGGAUGCAGCUAGAAAAUUAUUCAAUUCAAUAACUAACAAGGGUUGUGUACCUGAUGUAUUUACUUACAGCAUCAUUAUCAAUGGAUAUUGUAAAGCUAAAAGGAUUGAUGAGGCAAUGGAACUCUUUCAUGAAAUGACUCGAAAUGGAUUAAUCCCUGAUGUUGUUACUUACAGCACUCUUAUAGGUGGCAUGUCACAGGUUGGGAGACUUGCAGCUGCACAAGAACUUUUCAAAGAAAUGAGUGCUCGUGAUCUAGUUCCAGACGUGAUCACUUACUCUACUUUGUUGGAUGGCUUAUGCAAGCGUGGUCAUUUUCAUGAGGCAUUGGGACUUUUUCAUGUAAUGCAGAAUAGUGGGUUAGAACCUAAUAUUGUCCACUAUUCUAUCUUAAUUGAUGGCUUGUGUCAAGUUGGGCAACUUAAAGUUGCAAGGAAAUUAUUUUGUGCACUCAAAGUCAAAGGGAUACACCCUAAUGUUUACACAUAUAGUAUAAUGAUCAGAGGACUUUGUAAAGAAGGGCUGCAGAAUGAAGCAUAUGAACUGUUUAGUAAAAUGGAAUUGGAUGGUUGCAUGCCGGAUAGUUGCUGUUAUAAUGUGAUGAUUACAGGAUUUCUUCGAAACAAUGACACAUCAAGGGGAGUACAAAUUCUUCAUGAAAUGGUUAACAAAGGAUUUUCUGCAAAUGCGUCUGUAGCAGCCUGGCUAGUGGAUCUAAUGUCUAGUGAUUCAACGGGUGAAUAUAUUCGUGCAGUAGUUCAGAAACUUUGAAGACUAUCAAAUGACACCACCUUAGGUGUUUGCCAUGAUGAUUUUAAUACCUUCUUUAGUGAGACUGGGUCUGGCAAGCAUGUGCCAAGGGCUAUAUUUGUUGAUCUAGAGUCCACUGUCAUUGAUGAGGUUGGAGGAGGGACUUACAGACAAAUCUUGCACUUGGAGCAACUUAUUUCUGGCAAGGAAGAUGCUGCUAAUAACUUUGCUAGCGGACAUUAUACAGUUGGUCAGGCAAUUGUGGAUCUUUGCCUUGACCAAGUGAGAAAAUUGGCUGAUAACUGCACUGGUUUCAAGGAUCUUUUGAAUUUAAUGCUGUUGGCAGUGGAACCAGUUUUGGCCUGGGCUCGUUGCUUUUGGAGCACUUGUCUGUAGAUUAUGGAAAGAAGUCAAAACUUGGCUUCUCCAUCUACCCUUCUCCUUAGGUUUCUACUGCUGUUGUGGGACCUUAUAAUAGCAUGCUCUCAACUCAUUCUCUACUUGAACACGAUGAUGCUGCUGUGCUUCUUGACAAUGAAGCUAUAUACGAUAUCUGUAGGAGAUCCUUAGACAUUGAAAGACCAACUUAUUGAAACUUGAACCGCUUGACAUCCCAAAUUAUCUCUUCGUUGACCACUUCAUUGAGGUUUGAGGGUGCCAUAAACAUGGACAUCGCAGAGUUUGGACAUUGCAGAGUUUCAGACUAACCUUGUGCCGUAUCCUUUUAUCCAUCCCAUGCUCUCAUCAUAUGCCCCAGUAAUCUCAGCUACAAAGGCUUACCGUGAGCAGCUAUCAGUUCCUGAGAUUACAAGUGCUGUUUUUCAACCAUCAAGCACGAUGGCUAAAUGUGAUCCAAGGCCUGGGAAGUACAUGGCAUGCUGUUUAAUGUACUAUGGAGAUGUUGUACCUAAGGAUGUCAAUGCUGCUGUUGCUACCAUCAAAACUAAGUGGACUGUUCAGUUAGUAUAUUGGUGCCCUACUGGUUUCAAGUGUGGUAUCAACUAUCAGCCACCCACUGUGGUACCAGUGGGUGAUCUCGCCAAGGUACAACGUGCAGCAUGUAUGAUCAGCCACCCACUGUGUAUGAUUGGCAGAGGUUUUCUCCCGUAUGCCAAGAGAGCAUUUGUUCACUGGUAUGUAGGUGAAGGAAUGGAGGAAAGUGAAUUCUCAUAAGCCUGUGAAGAUCUUGCUGCUCUCGAGAAAGACUAUGAGGAAGUUGGCGUAGAA
Molecule: messenger RNA, 3102 nt
Organism: Durio zibethinus
Lineage: Eukaryota; Viridiplantae; Streptophyta; Magnoliopsida; Malvales; Malvaceae
Source: RefSeq, a predicted model, not a curated record